This is a messenger RNA of Esox lucius (northern pike), 1920 nucleotides long. RefSeq names its product protein FAM167A. Lineage: Eukaryota; Metazoa; Chordata; Actinopteri; Esociformes; Esocidae. The transcript has 2 exons. The record is from RefSeq and is a predicted model, not a curated record. The coding region runs from base 446 to 787 and encodes 113 amino acids.
ACCAAAGGGAGGGGUAUGGAGGGAGGGCUGAUUUUCCAUAGUAACGGUGACAAAACAAGUUGGUCCCACACCAAGCUGGGAAUGGAAUGAGUGAGGCAGCUGAACAGAAGCACACUAACUUCUUCUGAGAAACAGUGUUUGGAAUCCGGCUCCUACAGUGCGUGAGGACAGGAAAGAGAAGGACCAGACAGGAGGAGAGGAAGGAAACCAAGAGGACAGUAGAUCCAGUCAAGUGAGACAGGAUGAGAAGCAAGUGUGAAAAAGGUAUGACACAAGAAGCAUUCCAAAAAUAUUUUUGAGACUGCUGGUGCCGGAAAGAGUUCUUGACUAACGGGGGACAGAGACACACACAGACACCCACACACACACACACACACACACACACACACACACACACACACACACACACACACACUUGCAUGCACAUCUGUGUCGCCUUGGCAGAAUGAACAGAGACAGUCAAAGUGAGGACAGUCUGUCCACCAUGGUUCUGGAGAACAUCAAGAACAAACUGAUUCACGCCUUCAGGACCACUGGUGAACCACGGGAUGCCCCUGAUUCCACUAGUGGUCCGAUCAGCAUGGGCAGAAGUUACCAAGCAAACGAGGAACUGAGAAGAGCUAAGAUAGAUGGUGCCUUGACCUGGUUAAGAUCUGAACUGCUGGAGAUGCGCUGUCAGGACCGACAGCUAGCCCAAACUCUGCUGGGACUCAACACUGAGAUUCAGAGGAUGAGGAGGGAGAGCAUGUGUGGGGCUCUGGAGCCAGAGGGUGAUGAACACCAUUAACCAACCCCUCCUAGUACCCCUCCCCUUGGGGAAACUGAGAGUGAUGGUCCUGCUGGACAUUCCUGGAGCCAUUCCAUGCACAAACGAUGCCCUUUGGCAUUAAGACAGAUUUGUUCGGAAGUGUUAUACAAUGGAGAUCAUUCCGGAUGUAAUGUUAAAUCCCAUGUAAAGGUCAAUAAGAGUGGCUGUGAGGAACCCAGUGGACUGGAUAUUAUCUGAUGAGGAAUAGGUCAUCAAUGUUUCAAACUCGUGAUGAAAAUGUUUAAUGUUUCAUGCAAAAUUGUCCAGUCGAAAAAACAAUUUUGACAUAUCCAUUGGACACUUUGAGUUAGAUGUUUUGACAUCCUGAGUCAACCCUGAGAAGCAACGCCCUAGAACAUCAGUAGUCACUGAACGGAUGAAUGCAUUGUGAUGAUUUCAAAGCCUUCUGUUGCUCAAGGUAGGCUAUAAUGUUGAAGGAUUAGUUCACCCAAAUUACCAAUUUACAUAUUCAUUUUUUAGUUUGCAGCUAACCAGUCUUAUGGAUGAGAUAUGCAACUCAAGCUUGGUUUAGUUUCCCUUGCACUUUUUCACAUGCUAACUUUUUAGCUUUUGUGCCAUUAAUCCCAUUGUACUUGAGUUACUGAUUUAAAAAAAUAAAUCAUUAGAAAUGCUCACCAGUCAUCUGUUGAUGAUUUAAACAUUGAGUGCAGAAAAUGAUAAUGUCUGUCCUGUGUCAAUGGAUAUCUGCCACAAAAACAUUUGGAAACAGGAAAACUAAAAGUAAACUAAACCAAAACAUGAUUUGAUAUCAUACCUUGUACACACAUUGUACAGGAUACCAUAUAUAAUGUGUACAUUUUCAAAUUUUGGUACAGUAUCUCUUUAAAGACACGUAUACAGAGUUUUACGAAAUGCACUUACGAAAUUUCCUGUAGGCAUUUGUGUGUGCGUGUAUACGUGUAUGUGCACACACACUGUGUAGAUUAAUAAGAGAACAGCAACUGAUUAAAAGAAUGACAAAACAUUUAUAUAAAGUAAUUUUAUGUUCUCUUUAUUGAUCUGGCAUACUAUAUUCAGUACCUGUCCCAAAUGCAGUUACUGCAAGAAUAAACACAUAUUUUGAUCACAGAUUAAACUCCUAAUAAACUCUC